AUGACUGCUGUCCACCAAACGAGCACCGGCAGCAGCAAAUUAGCCGAUUCACCGGUGACCUUUGACAUACCUCUGGAACUAACCAAUUUUCCCCCAUGCGGCUUUGUUGCUGCAGAUGCCCAAAAAGGCAGCAACAAAGACGAAUCGUCACUUCACCGGGUUUCGUCCCACGGUAUCCAUAGUGAUCGUGGCGACCAUGAGCAGCCUUCUGCAGGGCAAGAACAGCCUACACCGACAGACGACGCAACAAACAUUGUAGAUAGCUUCCCCGAUGGCGGGACGCGGUCGUGGCUCGUCGUGCUAGGCUCGUUCUCUCUUCUGAUGGCCUCGUACGGCAUGAUGAAUUCCGUCGGCGUCUUUCAGUCUUACCUGGAGACCAAUCAACUCUCGGCGUACAGCAGCACCGAUGUUGGCUGGAUCCCGAGUGUCUUCGUGUUUGUUACACUGCUUCUGGGCGUGCUGGUUGGCCCAUUGUUUGACUCCCACGGCCCCAAGAUGCUGGUCUACGCCGGGUCAGCGGUGUUCAUGCUGAGUCUUUUCCUGUUCGCGGAAUGUACGUCUUAUUGGCAGUUCCUGCUGUGCUUCAGUGUGCUUGGCGGUAUUGGUGCAGCCAUUCUUAGCACGGUGGCGAUGGCCUGUGUUCCGCACUGGUUUCAGGUGCGUGCCGGAAUGGCUAUUGGAACGGCAUUGGCUGGCUCGGGGCUCGGUGGUGCUGUGUUUCCUUUGGUCUUGCGAGCGGGCUUUUCCAAUAUUGGGUUCAAGUGGACGAUGAGGGUGCUUGCGUUUGUAGUUGGGGUUUUGUGUUUCCUGGGCUCGUUCAUGGUUCGCUCCAGACUGCCGAGGACGAAGGCGUCCAAGGCGAUUGUUGAUUUCAAAUGCUUCAAGGAUCUCAAGUUUACCUGGAUGACCUUUAGUACUUUUUGUCUGGAACUGCAAUACUUUUCCUUCCUCGGAAUGUUUCCGACAUUCGUCACCACAGAAGGCUUCUCGACUAACAUGAGCAUCUAUCUCAUUGUCAUUAUGAACGUAUGCGGCGUCCUCGGCCGACUCAUGGCCGGCCGUCUCUCCGACCGAUAUGGACGUCUCAACACACUCGCCUCCGUCGUCCUACUAACCAUCAUCUGGCUCUUCGCUCUCCUCUACCCAUUCAGCAAAUCCGCACCCGUCCUGUACAUCUUCAGCUGUCUGUACGGUAUAUCAUGCAGUUCCUUCAUCAGUCUUGCGCCGGUAUGCAUCCGACAGUUUUCGGAUACCAAGGAGAUUGGAUUGAGGUUUGGAACUUGUUAUUCCGUUCCUGUUAAUCAGUAUACCCGUCACGGGAGACUUGAUGGCAAAAGCCGGCCCGGGAGCGAUGGUGCUUUGGUCUGGGGCGCUGUUGGUGUGGACGACGGGGCUACUGGCCUUGACGAGGUGGACAUGUUUGGGAUAUCAAUGGAAGUGGAAAGUCCGGAAAUAAUCCACCCUCCGUUUCUCGUGCCCAAGCCACCCAUCAUGAAGGGACGAGAGAGGGCUAUAUCCAGGAAAUGUUUGCGCACUAUCAAAGUCUAUCCAGAGCACUCUCUCUUGUUUCCCUGGCUCCACAGAAACCAUCAUAUUCCGGGGAUAAGGGUCAUGAUGGACAACCCUCGCCUGAUGAAUUUCAUCCAGAAUCUAGCGCAGUUUGAUAACCCGGUGCUCUGA
Molecule: messenger RNA, 1680 nt
Organism: Talaromyces atroroseus
Lineage: Eukaryota; Fungi; Ascomycota; Eurotiomycetes; Eurotiales; Trichocomaceae
Exons: 5
Coding region: 1-1680 (559 amino acids)
Biological process (GO): transmembrane transport
Cellular component (GO): fungal-type vacuole membrane
Molecular function (GO): transmembrane transporter activity
Source: RefSeq, a predicted model, not a curated record